ACAAAACCCAAAACUCGACUAAUCGCCAGCAGGAGAACGUGACAGCCAUACCACUUAUCAAUACAUUGGCACGGCCCUGCAGCAAUAUGUACUUCUAUGACAGACCUCGCUAGAAGCUCAAGCAAUCGCGGAAGCGGCCAUACACCUACGCUCUGACUGGCCCACUACCACGGACUCAGGAUGCCGAUGUGGGCGCCUUGCACGAACCCGGCAUAGCUCUUAUGGUAACUCUCUGUGAGCGAGCUAUGUCGUCAAAAUGAUGGAAAUAUCACGAUACGCCUGGUUGCUCAACGGAAGCCGUGGAAACUGCACCUGAUUUCUGAAUUCCGAUUUCCGUUCACUGCAAACUAUACAGUUUCCUGGUGUCUUUCAAUGCAUCGAAUCAAUGCAACCCAAACGCCUCGCCUUUUAGGUAUCGCUACCGGUGGAAUUAACUCAAUGCCGAAAGUACUGGUUCACGAGCUAUCGAAUUUGCACGACCUUCGAUCCCCUCGAACACUGCCUCAUAAGUCAUAUCUGGAGACGUCCACGCGUCCAAGUCCUGCAAGAUCCGGACGACUGCUGGAGCUCGGUUUCUGCCAUCUCGGCCACCUGAGCAUAAUGCACACCACCGCAGCUCAAUGCGCUCUCGAGCUUGCCAUCAGCUAAGUUCCAAUUCCUGGUCCAGAGAAGUUGCCUGAUAAUCCUGGAUGGUGUCGCUAGUUGGUGAAACAGCCCAAGGAGUUCCAUUCGCGACCAGCGGUGAAAGCUGCGAUCUGCCACCGACUGCCGGCAAUACGCCCAUGGGUCCAGCGAUGGACUGCGAGCGAGAUUG
Messenger RNA from Pseudocercospora fijiensis CIRAD86, 814 nucleotides. RefSeq lists its product as uncharacterized. The transcript has a single exon. The record is from RefSeq and is a predicted model, not a curated record. NCBI's taxonomy places the organism in Eukaryota, Fungi, Ascomycota, Dothideomycetes, Mycosphaerellales, Mycosphaerellaceae. The coding region runs from base 373 to 648 and encodes 91 amino acids.